Papilio polytes (common Mormon) is the source of this 1501-nucleotide messenger RNA. Its product is annotated as vesicle-associated membrane protein 7-like. Gene Ontology annotation, cellular component: SNARE complex. The coding region runs from base 504 to 1130 and encodes 208 amino acids. The transcript has 4 exons. NCBI's taxonomy places the organism in Eukaryota, Metazoa, Arthropoda, Insecta, Lepidoptera, Papilionidae. Gene Ontology annotation, biological process: exocytosis; vesicle fusion. Gene Ontology annotation, molecular function: SNARE binding; SNAP receptor activity. The record is from RefSeq and is a predicted model, not a curated record.
AAGUAUUAAGAAAAGAAACCGAUCGAACGUGAAAUUGUACGAUUCUUUAUUUUUUUCUAAUUUAAUCUUUUACUUUUUUUAGACUUAUAUGCUACCUUUUAAUUUUAAUACACCUUAUUUUAAGAGUACCUAAUUUCCGUAAAUAUAUUGUGCAAAAGAGCUUCUUACUACGUUACAAAUGGAAAAUCCCCUUUUAAUCUUUUUACUAAGACAUACAAUAUAUGUACAUUUCUAUAUAAUAAACUAUAUAUCACCUGUCACUUUGAUCAAUUACCGUUACGAACGUUUUCAUACCGUGGAAACGAUUUCAGCAAACCGUCAACAAUUUACAGAUAAUUUUAGAUCAGAGAUCGCGUGCGCGUGAUAUUUAUAUUAUAAACGCUGAAAGCUUGCGGAAGAAUGUCUCCCUCUGUUCGUAACUACACGUGAAAUAAUACUUUUUUUAAUAUUUAAGUAAAAAAAAUAGUGUAGUGUUAAAAAAAUAACUGUUUUUCUUUUUGAAAAUGUCGAUUUUAUUCAGUGUUAUAGCAAAUAAUAAAAAUAUUAUCAAUGCGUAUGCUUCUUGUGAUGGUAAUUUUUUGGACAUUGUUAGUGAAGUGUUACUAAAGCGACCGAGUAAACCUGACAAAAUGACUUAUUUACAUGGAAAGUAUCUGAUAAAUUACAUCGUUGAUAAUGAUCAUGUUUAUUUGUGUGUUACUGAUAAAGCAUGUCAACGCUCAAGAGCAUUCCUAUUCCUGAACGAGAUAAAAAGAGGCUUUAAGAUGAAAAACAAAGAUUACACGAAUAUAUUAGCAGCAGAGAUGUUACGAUAUAGCCAGGAUUAUAAUAAUAUAGUGAUACAAGAUGGAGCAUUAGACGAAAUAAAUAGGAUUGAAGUGGAAUGUAGCGAAACUAUACUCGGCGAAAAAAUAUUAAUGGUUCAACACGAAGACAAUUUGGAAUUCAGUACAAUGUCGUACGUGGGCAGGUCGCCGGAGAAAAUUAUCGUGUCAGUGGAGAGUACAAAUUCUCGUAUAAUUUUAGGAAUGGCCUUAAUCCUGACCGUGGUUAUAAUGUGUAUUUUCGGACCUGCCACAUUCGUUGCUGUUAUAGGUAUAUUUUUUUAUUUAGCGAAACGAAAAACCUAACAUAUAAGUUCAUAUGUAAGUGAAAUAAAUAUCAAUUCGAUGCAAUUUAUUUACUCUUUUUUAGCGUUUGAUCCAUUUAAGAAAAAUUGCCUUUUAUAUUACAACGAGAUAAACUCCGCAUCUUCUUACAAAGAACAAAUUAGAUAGCUUUAAAUUUCGCAAACGAAGAUACAUUAUAAAUAAAUAAGCCGUGUAUCGAAUCGACUUUUCGUAUACACAUUUAAAAGCUAUAUUGUAUUGGUUCCACGGCGUUUUAAGUCAAAUCCACUCUUUUCUUCCUAUCCUUUACUCUCAAGGGAAAAGGACUAGACUUAAGCCUUCGGGCACACUCAUCAAAUUGUACGCGGAAAUGCUUCCACUUGACGCCUGUC